This is a messenger RNA of Diabrotica balteata, 6144 nucleotides long. NCBI's taxonomy places the organism in Eukaryota, Metazoa, Arthropoda, Insecta, Coleoptera, Chrysomelidae. The record is from the annotation of a GenBank genome assembly.
AUGUUGAAAACUUGUCCUGAUCCUGUAGAUGUAAAUGAUAUUCAAUUCAAAUUACACUGCAGUCUGAAGAUUUUCGAUAAUAGUAGUAUUGAAACAUUUCAAAACAAUCACAGUUUAAUUUCUUGUGCCAGUCGUUAUGGUCUGUUAUUUGCUGGAUCAAAUUCACCAUGUUUAAAGGUUAUUCAAGUUAAGACUGUAGAAAAUUUCACCCACAAAGAUAAAGAAAUUUCAAAAUUUCCAAGAAGAACUAUCCCCUUACCUUCUCCUGCUAAACAUGUAUCUGUUAAUUGUGACAGCACACUAUUAGCAGUGGUUAUACAAAGAGACAAUUGUCCUGUUGUUAUUUUUUAUGAUGUUUUAUCAUUCUAUAAACAAAAUGUAGUAGUUGUAAAGGAGGUAAGACUGUCUGCAACACCAGGAACCUUCAUUACUGAAGUGGGUUGGAAUCCAGCAAUACCAGGGAUAUUUACAGCCUGUAAAAAUGAUAAAAUCUUGGUGUUUACAAACUUAAAGGCAGUUCUGUAGAAAUUAAUGAACUACCAGCGGCUGCAGGCAGCUUGAGUUUCAGUUGGAGUCCCAAAGGAAAGCAAAUUGCUGUAGGUUCUAAAACUGGCACCAUUGUUCAAUACAAGCCAGACCUAAAAGCUGUUCGCAAAAUUGAGGCACCCCCUUUCGAAAUUGCUCCUUCUCUAAUAUCUUUAUGUUGGUUUCGAAUUUCCAAUUUAUCGGAGUUUAUCAAUUUCCGGAUGAGGCUAAGCUAAUUGUGGUAGACGCUCCAAAGACUGGAGAAACCAGUUACACAAACUAUGAUGACGUUUGUUAUAGUGGAUCCACCAGAAUUUCUCAAUUUUACCUAAUAUUUAUACUCACAGCAUUGGAAUCUUUUAAUGAUAGCUUCCUCGAAUAGUAUGGAGCUUGGUUUACUAGGUGCAGUUUCUGAAUUCUGGACUCAGUGGAAUGUACCAGAUUUUGCUCGUGCAGAAUUACCAUUGGGCUCUGAUAAACAAGAGACACUUCCUGUAGGAAUGGCUUUAGAUAUAAGCAACACUAAACCAUUGCCUUGGGGUGAAGGAAUCAAACCGCCAUGUCCUUAUUUGCUUCUAUUGAGCCAUACUGGAGUUCUCUAUUUCUAUAAUUUAGUUAAUUUGAAGGAAGGUAUUCCUAGUAUAAAUAGUCCUCCUGAUAUUAUUGCUGACAACAGUGGACUUGCACAAUUUGUAUUAGAAACUCAACAAACCGAAGUUCCAGGUACACCUCCAAAAUCACAACCCUUCUCGUUUGGAAACGUUGGACAGCCAGUUGCAGUUGCUCAACCUUUAAUUCCAGCCGCACCUGCCAAAGUUAUACCGCAAACUUCCCAACCCAGUUUUGAUAUAAUCAAGCCCAUAGUAACUCAGCCGACUCCACCUUUUGGGCUACCGCAAGGAUCGGCAUCUGCAGGUCCAUCAUUAUUCGAUAAAUCCGUUGGACCACAAGUUAGCAUAACUCCUGUAAUAAAACAGCAACCACAAAUAAGCGCGCCUUCGAUUUUUGGCGGUGCUAUUACGUUGACACCUGUUAAAUCACAACCGCAAAAUGUUGAAACCAGCGAGAAAUACUCUGCAAUUUACUCUGCUUUAAAAGCUCCCAGCAUGAUUCCCGCUCCAGCAGAUCCCAGACCAAUACUGAUCGCUACGAAGCAAGAAGGUCAACCAAUUAGUGCACACCCAGUUUUAACAGAUCCUAGAUCUGCUACAAUACCAGAACUCGUGGCUCCAGAACCUAUAAAAUUUCCCACGGCGGAAGCUCCAAGGGUUAUCGUUACUCCGAAGACUACAAAGAAUGUUGCGCAUGAUGUUCAGAAAACUACCACGCCACAAAUUCAAAAGACUGAUGUAGAUCCUAAAUUAGCUAUAGACGAACAAGUCAAAGGUGAGACUCAAGCUCUCUUAACCAAAAUGGUAAAAGAUGAAUGUUUAGCCUUGGAAUCGGAAUUAAAGGCUUUGUUACAUCAAGGAAGAAAGAUCAAUGUUAAUAUCGGAAGUGAAAGCGAAAAAAUGAUGAUGAUAAAAGAGUUGCAGGAUUUACAAGAAUUUGUUAAGGAAAUUGUAGAUGUUAGUUUAGGAGAAAGUGCAGAGGUUCAUUCGUUAAAACAAAACCUAGUUUUGUCAUGGGCUUGGUACGAAGAAGCUUUAUCUAGAUACAAUCUAUCCAAAGACGAAACAAUGGGAUUGAUUUUAAAGAGCCAACCACUCGAUUCUGCAACGGAAAAACGACAGUCCGAUAUUAAAAAAAUAAUUUAUUAUUUGGAUUCUCAAUUAUCGCAAGCCAGCAAAGCAUUAGAUGAACAGUGGGACAAUUUUCAGGAAUACACAAAAAAAUCGUAUAGAGUACAAAUGCCAACUAUGGAAGCCAUUUUUCAAACUAUGGUGAGACAGGGUGCACUUUUACAAAAACAGAACUACAUUUUAAAAGAUAUAAGCAACAAUGAAAACCUAAAAAAAAUAUCUAAGGACACGUCUUCCCUCUUCGUUGGAUUAAAAAAGAUCGAGGAUCUUAAGUAUCUUCGGUUGGAUUCAGAUGAUGACUACCGCAUUCUACGUGAGCAAAUACUUGAUAGAAACAAAAAAUUAACUUCAACAAAAACGCAGAAACUUCGAGAUUUCCUCAAACAUAGAGAUAUUACCCAUGUUACAGCUGCUAGACCUAAACUUAACAACUCUUUAAUAAACUCACCCGCUGUUAGGAAGAGUCAUUCUUUUUCAAUACUAGGGGCUGAAAUGUCGCCUGUAAUGAAACCAGCUGUCGUUAAAAAUCUUAAAUUUUCUGAAUCGACUCCUUUGAAAGUUAUGCAAGAUAUAAAACCGACAUUGGUUCCUCCAAAUACUCCAGCCCAACCGGAACCUUCUAAAACUUUCACGUUUAAAAGCUUGGAUAAAAAUGUACUUCCGCCCAAUGUUAACACUUAUUAUCCAGUGACAAAAAAUCUUUUAAGCAAUUUAACUCAAACUCCAAUCUCUUCAGCUUUUGUUCCCACCACACAAGCUACUAAAAAUUUUACCUCAGCGGCACCUUCAACUGCAGCAGUUGAAUCGUCUCCAAAUCAAACGCCAGCCCAAUCUGUAUACCCCAAUUUGUCCCAAUAUACUUUUGAUAGUACCAGUACAAGUAUGAAACCUGAAAUAUCCAUUUCCAGUCAAGGAAAAGUUCCUUUUAGUUUUAAACCAAAUGUUGAUUUAAAUAAUUCGGAAAAAAAAGUAGCAGAGGUGUCUUCAGAGUUAUCGUCACAAAAUACUGCAGCCCAGAGUUUCUUUUCAUUUGGAAAAUCCGCUAGUUUAGCUGUUACAACUGCUAGUUCGCAGAAUAUAGCAAUAUCAACUUCUUCAAAGUCCUUAUUAGGAACACCUGGCACAGUUGAUACUGCGGCACCUAAGCCCAAUUUCUUUAAUACGGCUCCAUUGACUAUACUCCAAUCAACAACUUCUACUGCGGUACAACUUCCUCAAACUUCUUCUAUAACAAACGUUUCUAAGCCAAGCACAUCUUUAAUGAAUUUAGGUUCUUUAAAUACUACUUCAAUGCCCUUAACUACAACAACUACGUCAUUGUUUGGUUCAAUUAGUUCUCCUUCUGUUUCAACACCCUUAUUCGGCACAAAGCCACUUACAUCCUCAACUAAAAUGCCUUCCUUUGGUGAUGUUAAAUCAACAGCAGAUGGUGGUAGCUUACAUUCAACGACAGACGAAUCUGCUAUUAGUAGUACAACUGCUACCAGUACUACAUCCAUAGGUGUAUUAAAAACGACUGGAGCACCGUCCAGUUCUUCCGUUUCUAUUAGCGCAAGUAAAUCAGGAUUUACUCCAGUCGUCAGCAGUACUUCUAUAUUUGCGCCCGGCAAUGCAAUUUCUACCAAAGUGGGAUCCCUGUUUAGCUCGAUACCUCCAGCAACCUCAAUAAAGUCGACUUUUAAUACUACUACAACUGCAUCAAUUUUUUCGACUAUAUCUUCAAGCUCAAGUGGCGUACCAAUAAGCAGUAAAAAUUCAAUUUUUGACAAAACUGAAACCACACAAGGUUCUGUAUUUACUAGUACCGCAACAGUCACUGAAUCGUCUAUAUUUGGAAAUACUGGAUCUACUACACAGCCUUCGUUUUUUGCUACUAAACCUACUGUUCAGUCAUCUUCUCUCUUUGUUACACCAGUAACUACUCAAUCUUCUACUGUCGAAACACCAAAAUCGACACAAGCUUCUGUAUUUGGAACUACAACUACACAAUCGUCUAUUUUUGCAUCUCCAUCAACCACUCAGUCUUCAUCAAUUUUUUCACCAGCUAGUACUCAGUCUCCUCUCUUUAGUACUCCGACUACCACCAAAUCGUCCAUUAGUACCUCAGAAGCUCCUACUCAAGUAUCUCUUUUUAGCAAUGCAGCAACCACCCAACCUUCAAUUUUUGCUUCACCAGCUUCUACACAAUCAUCUCUUUUUUCUACGCCAACGACCACUCAGUCGUCUAUUUUUGCUUCACCAGCUACCACUCAACCCUCGCUUUUUAGUACGCCAACCACCACACAGCCUUCUUUAUUUGGUGCUCCAACAACUACUCCAGGAACUAUAUUUGGUACGACAACAUCUACUACAACUUCUACUUUUGGUAUGCCAACAACUACUUCAUCAUCUGCUUUUGGUGCAUCAUCAACUAAUCCUUUGGCAGCUUUUGGUUCACCUUCAAUUACUGCACCUGCAGCAUUUGGUGCUCAAAAUACAACGCAAUCUUCUAUUUUUGGUGUUACCACAACUACACAGUCUUCUAUUUUUGGUACUCCAAGCACUACUCAACCAUCAGUUUUUGGUACUCCCUCCACGACUUCUACAUCUGUAUUUGGUACCUCCACGACUACACAAGCGCCUAUAUUUGGUGCAACAAAUGCUCCCAAUACCCAAUCAUCUGUAUUUGGAAGUACAACUCCAACUCAAAUUUUUGGUAAUAACUCUGUCACUACCCAAUCUUCUGUUUUCGGUGUUCAGUCAACUGGCUCGAUAUUUAGUAGUACGACACCUUCCGCAUUUGGUGCAGCAAGUCCUACUAGCACACAAGGAUCUAUAUUCGGAGCAGCUUCUCCGGUCUCAAGCCCUUCUUCAAUUUUUGGAGCACCCGUUACUACAGCUUCAGGAUUUGGUCAAACAACAGGUUCUAUUUUCGGUUCCUCAGGCUUCGGUGCAACUGCAACGACCACAGCUGCAUUUUCUCAACCAGCAACGUUUGGUUCAAAUUCUGGUUCAAUAUUUGGUACCCCAGCAACUUCCAACAACAGCGUUUUUGGUUCGGGAAGCAAUUCGUUUGGUGUUACAAGUACUUCGAAUAGUGUUUUCGGUUCUUCACCAGCGCCAUCGUUUAGUUUCGCUUCAGCUGCUAAUAAUGCUGGUUCAUUAGGGUUUGGAAACCUGAAUGUUGGAAGUACAUCCGGUAGUAGUAUUUUUGGAGCAGGUCCAACCUUUAAUCAACCAAAUGCAAACCCAUUUGCUAGCUCUACCAACAUAGAAACUCCUUCUACAACUGGAUCUAUAUUUGGUAGUGGUAGUUCUAGUACAUUUGGUAGUAGUUCUCAAAGUAUAUUUGCAACAAAUACAUUCGGCUCUCCUGGAGGAUUUGGCCAACAGUCCAAUUUUGGACAAAGCAGCUUUGGUCAACAAUCAUUCGGUUCACCACAAGCUGGACCUUUUAGUGGAGGUGGUGUAGGUGUAGGACAGACCGGUUUUGGAUCUCCAGGAGGCUUUCAAAAGCAACAAGGAGGCUUUGGAGGAGCACCGGUGUUUGGAGGAUCGCCACAACCUGCAUUUGGAAGUAGUCCCAGUUUCACAGCCGCUCCCGCUUUUGGAGGUGCACCAACAUUUGGAAGCCCCGCUAAAGUUUUUGGAGCUAAUACACCACCAGCUAACUUUGGAAAUGCUGGCGCUGCCAGUCCCGGUUUUGGAAAUUUAGCCAACCAAAAUACAGUUGGAUUUGGAAGCUUGGCUCAACAAGCGUCUUCAUCAACUUCCACACCUUUCUCGGGGAGUUCAUCAUUUUCCAGUUGGAGAUAAACGUUAAAUAAGAAUAUAAUAUUAUUAAGUAAGGUUUAAAUAAAAUGCGUGUGUAUAACUUUUAUUAAACAUGUUUAUUCUU